GGGGUGUAUAAGCCAACCAUGUCGUGGCAACCUAAACUUCGUCCCAAGGGUUUCCCACAUACUCUCGAUGACUUUGCUGUGGCUUCAUUGUCGGAGUUGGAACAUCGUUCUAGGACGGGUGAGGAGAAGCGCGAUCAGCGUGUUUUCCGGGUUAAGCGGAAGCAUGUCCUAAAGGCCUGUGAUCGGUGUCGGGUUAAGAAGACCAAGUGUGACGGAAAACAGCCUUGCAAUCGUUGCUCAGUAUACAAUCACCCAUGUUUAUUCCGUGAGAGGAAAGCGACCCAGACAAAAGUGUACUCUCGAGGGUUUGUCGAGAUGCUUGAAUCACACCACUCCCUCGUAGUCAAGGCCCUCCAAAAACUAUACAAAUUCUGCAUCAACAAGGAAGACUUCCCAGGCGAACCACUCGCCGAAGCCCCAGACGGACACCCACUCACACACGCCAUUCUCGAUCGCCUAGGUCUCAUCAAACAAGCCGAAGAGAACGCAGACGAGCCAGAAGAAGACUCUGAAGAUCUACGGUACCUACGAUUACUUUCUACAUCGACGGAAUGCAGCGCCACGGCAGAACCCUCCCCAGAACCAACUACACCCCCAGAACCCUCACCAACGACACUCUCCUCCCGCCCCUCGAUCUGCCAUUCCCUCCUCACUCCAAUGACGAGUCGAAGUAAUUCAAAUUGGCAGUGGGAUCUGCAGGCAGUUCAACAGGCGAGUUACAGUUAUCCAGAUACCGGUUAUCAGGAUAUGCUCGCCAUGCAACAACGCCCUUCUAUUACAUCCGCAGAUCUAAGUGCAGGUGAAAUCUCGCCUCAUGUCGAUAUACCCCCUGGAUCUUCGAUUUCACAUGGCCCACAGCCACAUGAGCAGCAAUCAUUUGCAUAUUUUCUCGAUGGGGGUUGCAAUGCGGCUGGUUCGGCGACUGAUACUAAGACUGCCGUUCGAUUACAUACCGGGAUCAUGCCAGAGACACACCACCAUCAGAUGAACGGUUUAUCGAGCGAUUUGCUCUGUGACUUUCAAUUUCCAACGCAUGAGCCGUCACUUUACCCUGGCUUUACGCCCGGUUGGAAUUUCCCCUCUGCAUGA
This is a messenger RNA of Penicillium cataractarum, 1089 nucleotides long. Its product is annotated as Zn(II)2Cys6 transcription factor domain-containing protein. The record is from RefSeq and is a predicted model, not a curated record. NCBI's taxonomy places the organism in Eukaryota, Fungi, Ascomycota, Eurotiomycetes, Eurotiales, Aspergillaceae. Gene Ontology annotation, molecular function: DNA-binding transcription factor activity, RNA polymerase II-specific; zinc ion binding. The annotation marks the transcript as partial. The transcript has 3 exons. Gene Ontology annotation, biological process: regulation of DNA-templated transcription.